AAAUGUAAAUUUCCAGUCUCCCAGGACUCUCGGGCUAUGGAAGUUAACAGACUUUGGCGGCCAUUUUCAGAGAAGAAAGAUUUUAACCCCACAGUUAAUGGCAGCUCAUGUUGAUGAACCUAGCCUCCUUCCUGAUGUUGAAGCCUCACCGCCAGCUGAAGAUCUAAUCUCAUUCUCACAGCCAGCUGAAGAUCUUAUCUCAUUCUCACAGCCAGCUGAAGAUCUUCUCUCAGUCUCACAGCCAGCUAAAGCACUAAAACCGACCAGUUGUGGCGUUAAUAAACACGGUGGCGAGAUAAUGAGUACCAGCUACAUACCUCCAUCACCUGCGAAACGCUCAUCACCACUACAAAGGAAGUCCGCACCAGCCGCGAAGCCCCCACCAGCUGCGAUGCCCCCACCACCACCCGCGAUGCCCCCACCACCGCCCACAAUACCCGCAUCAUUCAAUAUUCCCCCACCGUCCACUAUACCCGCAUCAUUCGAUAUUCCCCCACCGUCCACUAUACCCGCAUCAUUCAGUAUUCCCCCUCCACCCACAAUACCCCCUUCCUUCAGUAUGCCCCCACCACCCGCAAUGCCCGGAUUAUUCAGGAUGGCCCCACCCCAAUCUUUUGGGAUGCCUCGAUCAGCUGCGAUGUCCCCACCACCUUACCCUGAGUUGUAUUCCCAGCGGAGAAGACCCCCUCCCUUUCCUCAAGCCCCACCCCCACCACCACCUGCUGGAGGUUUUGGUUUUGGAUUUUCCGGAGGGGCCACAACUGGAGGGGCCACUUUUGGAUCAUCUGGAGGGGCCACUUUUGGAUCAUUUGGAGGGGCCACAGCUGGAGGGGCCACUUUUGGAUCAUUUGGAGGGGCCACAGCAGGAUGGGCCCCUUUUGGAUCAUCUGGAGGGGCCACUUUUGGAUCAUCUGGAGGGGCCACUUGUGGAUCAUCUGAAGGGGCCACUUUUGGAUCAUCUGGAGGGGCCACAACUGGAGGGGCCACUUUUGGUUCAUCUCCAGCAGCGGAUGUUGCAUCUUCCCUAAAACAAGAUUCAUUCGAAAAGCUAGGUUUUUAUCCCACCAGUGGGUCUCUGUUAGGUCACAGUGCUAGAGCAUCUUUCAGGAGAGGUCGGGGGUCGGCUUCUCUUUCUGCAGAAACGCGAGCACGAAGAGAUUAUUCUUUUGGAGAUGUCGCUUUGGGGUCAACAGGAGAGGCUUCUUUAGUAUCUUCUAUGGGGUCAGCUUUGUCUUCAGAUGGUCCACCAAUAUAUUAUGAUGAUGCCCCAGGGAGAAGUGAGAUGUCUGGUUCUUUCGAUAAACAGAUCCCAUCUGAGCAAGAGUCACUUCGUUGCCGUGAUGGAACGACAUCCGACCUCAUUUCUUUCCCACAAGCUCCUCCAGUUUUGAGAGAGAAGGCUACUGACACAAAGGAGAUUCAAUUGUAUUCCCGAUUUGAUCAAUCACGAAAGAUUCCCUUGAAAAGUGACCGAAGAUCUGGGUCGAAAUCCCGAGAGGUGGAGAGGGCGAGAGCAGCACCUUUGAGCAGGCCAACAGCACGUUCAUAUAGUCCAACAUCACCUGCGUACAGCCCAACUGGGCCUUCCCACAGUCCGAUAGACCCGUCGUACAGCCCGACAUCACCUGCGUACAGCCCGAUAGACGCGUCGUACAGCCCAACGUCACCUGCGUACAGCCCAACAUCACGUGCGUACAGCCCAACAUCACGUGCAUACAGCCCAACAUCACCUUCUUACCCCAAGAGUUUGGCUAAACUUCGUCCCUGUAAAAUUGAGCCCGUGCAGCCACGUCGUAAGCGACAGAUUGAAGAGACGCAGAAGCCAAAGCCAUCCGCGGUGACGCACGGCUUUGGUUCGCUGGUCAGCUGUGUCAGACGCAGGGGUGCGAAACUCACCAUGGACAAGCUGGCAGAGCUACUCAAGUCUCAGAAUGGGGCCGGCUACUGGGAGUUUUCCUCUCAGCUGGACAAGCUUCUUGGAGUGGACAGCAAGAAAUGUGUGGACAUUCUCCGUGCCAGUGGACUCUCCUCACUAGGUUCUCAAGCAUCGGAGAACAUUCUGCUGCUAGUGUCCACUAUCCUCACGCUUCUUUCCAUCGUUGAACUUUUGCUGCCAGAGUUAUUCCCCCUAGAUGUCCAGCGGAUGGGAGAGCUCUCCAGAAAUGUUAGGAAAAUAGCCGAGCUUCGGGCCUCGGUGGAUCAGCAAGUGGAGGAAAAAGGAAUUGACGCAGACUCGCUGCGACGUCUGUCCUCUGCGCUGUUCUUCUGUGAGGUGACGGACCGUGGUCAUCCCCUGGUGUAUUCCACCCUGGAACUGGGUCAUGACUGGGUCACUGUGUGCGCUCAUUUCCUCGGCGUGUACGCUGUGUAGUGUCAAAGAUAGUACAUAACAAGAUGGUCCACUCAGCACAAAAAGUGUCCGCCGGAAGUCCGCUCUUUGCUUCAGAUAGCGCUGAAGUCUGUUUUCAAGCUCUUUUUCGUUUCUCCAGAAGAAGAAUAGGAAUAGCACCUCCUUGGGUGCGCAGAUCGACUGCUGUUCAUUAGCUGUUCGGGUUCGUUCAGUGCAGAGUUUUAGGUUUUUUUUAUUUCAAUGACCUCUCGUCUUUCAUUCCAAAGUCAAAUUAAAAGAAGAAAACAGUCACCCUUUUUUCCGGAAGAGGUUUUUUGUCUGCGUAACCAUUUUAA
Aplysia californica (California sea hare) is the source of this 2685-nucleotide messenger RNA. RefSeq names its product nuclear envelope pore membrane protein POM 121. NCBI's taxonomy places the organism in Eukaryota, Metazoa, Mollusca, Gastropoda, Aplysiida, Aplysiidae. Gene Ontology annotation, molecular function: DNA binding. The record is from RefSeq and is a predicted model, not a curated record. Gene Ontology annotation, biological process: transcription by RNA polymerase II.